AUGGACCAGCUUGGGAGAUUCAUUCAAUCGGAUGCUAAAGGAGUAUUGGAAAAGUUACGAUUAUACUUAAUAAAGAAACUGCUGCCACGUUUGGAAGACAGAAGGAAGUAUCAUCAGGAGUUUGCCUCAUCCACUUCAUUUCAUGGAGUGCGUAAUAUUGUUCAAACGCAGAGCAAGACUCGCAAAGUGCUGUGGCUGUUAGUAGUCGCGGGCUGUCUUGCCACUGUUAUUUGGCAAAUCUGCAGUCGCUUCAUCUACUACUUCAGCUGGCCAACCACAACUACAGUGGUAGUGCAGUACGUGGAAAACGUCAAAUUUCCUGCUGUGACUUUUUGCAACUUGAACAGGUUUCAAGCUCAUGCAGUAAGCAACCUCAAAAUAAUUUUUUUAGUUUGGAACAUUGUGACUGGAGUUGUCCAAAAAUUUGCUAUGGAAGAUAAAUAUUCUCAAGAGCUAAAUGAUUUCCUUCUUGGGAACCAGAACUUCAGCAUCAAAGAGUUUACAAGGAAAAAUGGGUUUUAUCUGAACAGCAGCACACUGCUAGAAUGUGAAUUUUUUGGAAAGCCAUGUUACCCACAGGAUUUUGAACAUGUUUUCACUGAAUACGGAAACUGCUUUACUUUUAAUCACAAUGAUCUUCCAGCAAGAAGAGUGAGUUUGUCUGGAAGAGGCUUACAUUUGCUUUUUGAUGUCCAACAGGAACAAUUCACUGAUGAACCUGCUCUUGGUUAUACUGAUGCUGGUAUAACUUUUGUUAUCCAUUCACCCAAAGAGCUUCCACGCUUUGAUGGUUUAGGUUUAUUAACACCAGUCGGCAUGCAUGCACAGGUCGCAAUCCGUCAGCUGAAGUCAAUUAUCCAAGAAUACCCAUGGGGAGAGUGCAAGCCUGAGAUAAAGCUUCAGUACCACAAGAUUUAUAGCAUUAAUGGAUGUUUGCAGGAAUGCAAAGCCCGGUACAUACAGGACUGGUGUGGCUGUUUGCCAUUCAUUCUUCCAGGAAAUGGAACAGAAUGUGAUUUGCUGAAGUUUUACAAUUGUGUUUAUCCGGCAGUCUAUGAUAUAGAGAUAAAAGGAUUAUGUACAGUAGGAACCCACAAUUCCACUUGCCCUGCCCCAUGUGAAGAAACGGAUUAUCCUACCACUGUCACCUAUUCAAGUUUUGGAGGAGAAAGAGCCAUAAAAUACUUUUCUGCAAAACUGAAGAAAAGCCCAGAAUACGUCAGGCAGAACCUUGUGUGUAUUGACAUUAAAUAUCAUGAUCUGAGCUACAAAAUAACACAGCAGCAGAAGGCAUUGACUAUAUCAGAGUUGCUUGCUGAUGUAGGUGGCCAGCUUGGAUUGUUUUGUGGUGCCAGUAUGAUUACAAUCAUAGAACUGCUCGAGUAUAUUUUUACUAACUUCUGUUGGAUGUGUAUCUUUCUUCUAUUGAAAGCUCCUGAAAUGCCUCAAUGGAACAAUCCAUCCCAGAACCAACCAACACACAAGGAAAAAAAGAAGGGAAUACAAGAAUGUUAG
This is a messenger RNA of Gymnogyps californianus (California condor), 1515 nucleotides long. RefSeq names its product acid sensing ion channel subunit family member 5 (gene ASIC5). The coding region runs from base 1 to 1515 and encodes 504 amino acids. The record is from RefSeq and is a predicted model, not a curated record. The transcript is spliced from 10 exons. Gene Ontology annotation, molecular function: ligand-gated sodium channel activity. Gene Ontology annotation, biological process: sodium ion transmembrane transport. Gene Ontology annotation, cellular component: membrane. NCBI's taxonomy places the organism in Eukaryota, Metazoa, Chordata, Aves, Accipitriformes, Cathartidae.